AUGAACUUUACAGUAACUGCAACCAAUCAAGGAAACGACCAACUUGAACUUACUUGGUCCGACGGAAAAACUUCCAAAUAUCACUAUAUUUGGCUCCGCGACAAUUGCCAUUGUUCAACAUGUUACUUUCCUACAACUAAACAAAAACUUGCCAGUGCUGCAACUAUCGACGAUCACAUUGCACCCAAGAACGUCACCGUGGGCAACUCUGAUAUUGACAUUGUAUGGAAUCAAGAAGAUCAUUUAUCAACUUAUGAUUUCCAUUGGUUAAGAGUUCACUCCUAUAAUCCACGUUUAAUUCCAUUACUGAAGAAAUUAAAAGGAGAAACCGAGCUAUUAAGCCGCCAGUUAUGGCAAGUGGCCGAUAUUGAGAAUGACUUGCCUCAAGUUGAGUACUCCAAUGUCAUGAAUUCUUCUGAAGAAACCGAUAAUGAAGAGGCUAUUAAGGAUUGGAGUUUGAAACUCUGGAAAUAUGGAUUCUGUUUAAUCAAUAAUGUUCCAGUGACCCCUGAAGACACUGAAAAAUUAUGUGAACAAUUGAAUUAUAUAAGACCAACCCAUUAUGGGGGAUUUUGGGAUUUCACUUCUGAUUUGGCCAAGGCUGAUACCGCAUACACAAACUUCGAUAUUAGUUCUCAUACUGAUGGAACUUAUUGGUCUAAUUCUCCAGGAUUACAAUUAUUCCAUCUCUUGUUCCAUGACGGUACUGGAGGUACAACUUCAUUAGUGGACGCAUUCAAAUGUUCCCAGAUCUUGAAAGAAGAAUAUCCUGACAGCUAUGAAUUACUCUGCCGGAUCCCCGUCCCUGCUCAUUCUGCCGGUGAAGAAAAGGUUUGCAUUCAACCAGAUGUCCCUCAACCAGUGUUUAAACUCGACAGUCAAGGUAAUUUAGUCCAGGUGAGAUGGAAUCAAAGUGAUAGAUCAACCAUGGAUAACUGGGAUAAUCCUGAUGAUGUUCCUCGUUUCUAUAAGGCUAUCAAAGAUUGGGUCCGCAUUAUCAGUGAUCCAAAGAAUGAAUUUUGGUAUCAAAUGAAACCUGGCCAAUGUUUGAUUUUCGAUAAUUGGAGAGUGUUCCAUUCUAGAAGCGAAUUCACAGGCAAGAGAAGAUUGUGUGGUGCAUAUUUAGAACGUGAUGAUUUUGUUUCCAGAUUGAAAUUGUUGGUAUUAGGAAGAGAAGCAGUAUUAGAUUCGAUCUAG
Molecule: messenger RNA, 1197 nt
Organism: Spathaspora passalidarum NRRL Y-27907
Lineage: Eukaryota; Fungi; Ascomycota; Pichiomycetes; Serinales; Debaryomycetaceae
Exons: 1
Coding region: 1-1197 (398 amino acids)
Biological process (GO): carnitine biosynthetic process
Cellular component (GO): mitochondrion
Molecular function (GO): iron ion binding; trimethyllysine dioxygenase activity
Source: RefSeq, a predicted model, not a curated record